This is a messenger RNA of Cyanidioschyzon merolae strain 10D, 276 nucleotides long. RefSeq lists its product as hypothetical. The transcript has a single exon. Lineage: Eukaryota; Rhodophyta; Bangiophyceae; Cyanidiales; Cyanidiaceae. The record is from RefSeq and is a predicted model, not a curated record. Bases 1 to 276 code for a protein of 91 amino acids.
AUGGGAAAGUCCGCAAAGAUCAGUAAAGUUUCUCGCACAGGGCGUUUACCGUUUAAGCAGAAAAGGCUUAAACGGGAGCUGUUGAAGCGUCGAGCCCAAAAUCAGGACACGAAGGAGCCAGACUUGUGGAGUACUACCGACGAGCUGACGCAUCUGCGUGCGUGGCGGCAACGGAAAAAACAACGCGCACUAGAUGUGAAAGAAGCGGCACCCACUACUUCAGAUGCAAACGCAGGAUCAAAGAAAUCGGAAGAGAGCUGGGUUUCGUCUGACUAG